AUCUCACUUCACCCCUUUCUCCCUCCCUAAUCUCCUCCACCUCUCUAACCAACACAUCCCUCUGUUCUGUUCCACUCUCUCAUAUAUAUUAUUCUUCCCACCAACUCAAUUAACCCCUCACAUUUCCAUUAACGAAUCUCUCUCUCACUCUUUCUCUCUCUCCGAGUAUUAAGAUAGGCCUCUGGAAAAGAGAAAUCUGUUUUCUCUCUUAAUGCAAAACUGAGCACUCUGUUUUCUCCUGUUUUACUCCGUUUUCCUUGACGGAGAGAGUUAAGAGGGGAUUAUAACAGAUUUGGAGGAGCACCCAGCAAAUGGAGACGCCCGGGGAGUCGCCGGGGGCCGGACGAUCCUCUGCCUCGGCCCUGUCACCCUGGCCGUCAUCAUCGCCGUCGUCCUUCUCCUCCAGCUCGGAUUCUUCUUCGUCUUGCGGAGUGACUGUCGUUCCUGUUUCGUGCUCGACGAAUGAGGCGGGGCUGAAGGUCGGCGAGACCUGUCCAGUUCGUGAGUUCCUCCUCGACGGAGGCUCAGGGAGCUUCAUUAUCGAGAAGCUGCGGUUCCUCGACUCCAGCUGCGGGAGGGAGUGGAAGCAGGUCGAGGACCGGUUCGACCGGAUCAUCCUCAAUAGGAACCGGGGUGAACCCGCAGUGAAGUGGUCGGAAUUUAGCUACUGCGUAGGGAUGCAGAAAUCACCAGAAUUUGCUAAAGAGCUGCUGAGGGCACUGAGGGGGAGAAGCGAGCUGAAAUCUGACAUCACCAAAACAGAGCUUCAUGAUUUCUGGUGUCGUAUGACCGAUUCUUGCUAUUAUUCCAGAAUUCAGAUUUUCUUCGACAUGUGCGAUAGAGAUAUGGAUGGAAGUAUCGAUGAGUUGGAUAUUAAGCAGAUGAUAUUAUUAAGUGCAUCUACGAACAAAUUGUCACUAACGCACGAGGAAGUGGAGGAGUAUGCAGCGCUGAUCAUGGAUGUUCUUGAUACCGACGAACUCGGUUAUAUAGACCUGCCGCAAGUGGAAACACUCCUCAAAAUAGGCCUAUCAAAGGACCAGUCCCUGGCCACAGCUCCUCACUCGAUGACCUCCCACCGACACGAUCGUUUGGGGUUUGGCCCAUCUGGCCCGAACCGGAAUCCCAUGUUGCGGGGCGAAGCCCUGCUCCGGGCCAACUGGAGGCGCGUGUGGUUUGUCCUGCUCUGGCUCAUCGUGUGCCUCGUGCUCUUCACGUGGAAGUUCAUCCAGUACCGUCAAAGAGCGGCAUUCGAGGUCAUGGGCUACUGCGUCUGCACCGCCAAGGGGGCCGCCGAGACGCUGAAGUUCAACAUGGCCGUUAUUCUCCUCCCGGUAUGCCGGAACACUGUUACAUGGCUCCGCACCAGCCAUCCGAUCAACUCUGUGAUACCUUUCAAUGACAACAUCAACUUCCACAAGCUAGUAGCCAGUGGGAUAGUGAUUGGAGUGAUACUACACGGUGGGAUCCACCUCGUGUGCGACUUCCCAAGAAUAAGCGGGUCCGAUUGGUCUAUCUUCAGGCAGACGAUUGGUGCCAGGUUUCAGUACCACCAACCCUCCUACAUCGAUAUCUUGGCCACCAUUGAGGUCGCCUCGGGCAUCACCAUGGUAAUCUUGAUGGCAGUCGCCUUCUCCCUGGCCACUAAGUGGCCACGCCGCCAAUCCUCACCGCUCCCAAGGUCGGUCCGUCGGGUCACAGGCUACAACACUUUCUGGUACUCCCACCAUCUCUUUGUGUUUGUGUACGCCCUCCUGAUCGUGCACUCCAUGUUCCUCUUCCUCACCAACAAUGUAUAUGAGAAGACGACAUGGAUGUAUAUAGCCUUUCCAGUGCUGCUAUAUACAGGGGAGAGGAUCUUCCGAGCAGUAAGGUCAGGAUUUUAUAACGUCAAGAUCCUAAGGGCUAGUACUUACCCUGGAAAGGUUUUGUUCCUAUCAUUCAGCAAACCCGACGGCUUUGUGUACAGGAGUGGAAUGAGUAUAUAUGUUCAAUGUCCUCAAAUUUCUCCAUUUGAAUGGCACCCUUUUUCCUUAACUUCGGGUCCGAAUGAGGAUCACCUGAGUGUACAUAUAAGAAGUCUAGGAGAUUGGAGUUAUGAUUUGUACAGCAUCUUCCAAGAGGCUUUACUUUCUAGGGCUAACAAGUACCCAAAACUAUACAUUGACGGGCCCUAUGGAGCUGCCUCACAGGACUAUGUCAAGUAUGACAUCGUAGUGCUCAUUGGUCUCGGGAUCGGAGCCACCCCUUUCCUCAGCAUUCUCAAGGAUGUCAUGCACAAGAUGGACUCCGAGAUCGAUACUGGCGAAUAUAGGCACACAAAGGGUCCAUCAAAGGCCUACUUAUUCUGGGUUACAAGAGAGCAUAGCUCCUUUGCCUGGUUCCAAGAUUUCAUCCGAGAUGUAUCCAAAAAGACCAGCCAAAAUCAGUGGGCUGUGGAGAUGCACAACUUCCUGACAUGCAUGUACAAGGAAGAUGAUGCUCGAGCAGCAUUGCUGAGCGCCAUUCAAGUCCUCUAUCACGCCAAGAGGGGCACCGACAUAAUCUCAAAGACUCCAGUUAGGACUCAUUUCGCCCGACCAAACUGGUUCCGCAUCUUCUUGAAGCUGUCGAGAAGGCACAGAGGAGCGAGGAUCGGUGUUUUCUACUGCGGCGCGUCGGGUUUGGCAAGGGAGCUGGAGAGCCUGUGCACCAAAUUCUCUACCAAAACUGCUACAAGAUUUGUAUUCCAUAAAGAGCAUUAUUGAUUAAGAGUUGGGAUUCGAUGGCUUCCUUUAGGAAUUUUGGUUGGACUAGUUCCAUAGGGGAGGGAAAAUGCAACAACUCUAAGCUUUUAGGCUACAAAGGAGGAGUUGGAGGACAAGACGGCUUUGUUUGUCUCGAUAAUUCCAAUUGUAUACUGCUACACAAAGUGUACAGCUACCUUGUACUCAUCGAACUUCUCCAAUGAUCGUAAUUCCGUACAUAGCCAUUGGUUGGAACAUUAUAAUACCCUACAUAGUUAUUGAUC
Punica granatum (pomegranate) is the source of this 3010-nucleotide messenger RNA. The record is from RefSeq and is a predicted model, not a curated record. Lineage: Eukaryota; Viridiplantae; Streptophyta; Magnoliopsida; Myrtales; Lythraceae.